AUGUCCAAGCAAAACCAAGACGUGGAGUUAGUUCACCUGAUGCAGGAUAAAGCACUUGACCUUCAAAACUCCACCCUUCCCUACCAAGGCAUAGCUGAUCAGUUGCCCAAUGUCCCCAUGGCUCCUUCCCGCAUACCUGUCCUUGUCUCCAGAAAGCAGAAGACUGGUGUGGUGAACCCCACUUUCGUGAAGGAAGAAGCGUCCCUUUCUCGCAAUUUAGGACUACAAGCAAGCAAGCAUCCCACUGUGAACAUCAAGAGUGUAAAGUUUAAAAAUGGCUCUUCGGGGCUGCCCAGACUUAUCCGAAGCACUCAUCCUGUCACCGAAAACAAAUCCCCAAACAAAUCCCAAACCCUCACAGUGCCAGCUACACCCACGGCCACCAAGAGUUUGCCCAAACGCAGUGGCUCCACAACCAGCCAGAGCAGCGAUGUGAUCAACGAUCGCCUGCAGGAAUUGGUGCGGCUUUUUAAAGACCGGACAGAGAAAGUGAAAGAAAAGCUGGUUGACCCGGAUGUUUCUUCUGAUGAAGAGACACCCGCGCCCUCACCUUCCAAACAAAAGCCUCCAGAAGAAAAGAAGGAAGAAACUGAGAAAGAGGACCAGGCUGGCAAAUCAAAGCGGUGGCAUGUGAAAAAGUGCCAGUUCCCCAGCAGUAUUGAUCCUCUCACCAAUCUGAUAUAUAUCUUGUGGCUCUUCAUUGUGGUUCUGGCAUGGAACUGGAACUGCUGGCUGAUUCCAGUCCGUUGGGCUUUCCCAUACCAAACACCUGGAAAUGUCUACUACUGGAUGGCUGUGGACUACGUCUGUGACUUCAUCUACCUUUUGGACAUCAUUGUCUUUCAAGUCCGCCUACAGUUUGUUGAAAGAGGAGACAUCAUAACUGAUAAAAAGGCCAUGAGAAAGAAUUACCUAAAGUCUCAGCGUUUCAAGAUGGACCUCAUCUGCCUUCUGCCACUGGAUUUCCUCUACUUCAAAGUUGGUGUGAACUCCCUCUUGCGUCUGCCUCGCUGCUUAAAGUAUAUGGCUUUCUUUGAGUUCAACAACCGGCUUGAAGCUAUUCUGAGCAAGGCUUAUGUUUACAGAGUAAUCCGAAUCACAGCCUAUUUGCUCUUCAGCUUGCAUGUAAACUCUUGCCUGUACUACUGGGCGUCAUCCAUCAAUGGACUGGGAUCGACCGCAUGGGCCUAUGAUGGGGAAGGAAACAGUUACCUCCGCUGUUACUACUGGGCUGUCAAGACCUUAAUAACAAUUGGAGGGCUGCCGGACCCCCACACUCUCUUUGAGAUCAUCUUUCAGCUCCUCAAUUACUUCACAGGGGUCUUUGCCUUCUCGGUCAUGAUUGGUCAGAUGCGAGAUGUCGUGGGUGCUGCUACCGCUGGACAAACAUACUAUCGGAGCUGUAUGGAUAACACAGUGAAGUACAUGACUUUCUACAAAAUCCCCCGCUCUGUCCAGAAUAGGGUCAAAACGUGGUAUGAAUUCACUUGGCACUCUCAAGGCAUGCUGGAUGAAGCAGAGCUGCUGAAGCAAUUACCGGAGAUGAUGCGGCUGGACAUCGCCAUCGACGUGAACUAUGACAUAGUGAGCAAAGUGCCACUCUUUCAGGGUUGUGACCGGCAAAUGAUUUUUGACAUGUUAAAGAGGCUCAGAUCUGUUGUUUACUUGCCAAAUGACUACGUAUGCAAGAAGGGAGAAAUUGGCCGAGAGAUGUACAUCAUUCAAGCUGGGCAAGUCCAGGUACUGGGAGGACCUGAUGGGAAGACCAUCCUUGUGACCUUGAAAGCUGGAUCGGUAUUUGGAGAAAUAAGCUUACUGGCUUUAGGAGGUGGAAAUCGCCGCACGGCCAAUGUUGUGGCUCAUGGAUUCACGAAUCUUUUCAUUUUGGAUAAGAAAGAUCUAAAUGAAAUUUUGGUGCAUUACCCAGAGUCUCAGAAGCUGCUGCGGAAAAAGGCCAGGAGAAUGCUGAAGAACAACAGUAAACCCAAAGAAGAAAAAGGGAUGCCAAAAGAUGUGUUGAUCAUUCCUCCAAGAGCCGGGACACCGAAGCUCUUUCAAGCAGCCCUUGUAGCGGCAGGGAGGAUGGGGGGCAAGGGACGGUUGGCUCACAUCCGAUGGAAACUGAAAGAACUGAAGGCACUGCAGGCUGCCACUUCGUCUCCCAUUGUCCCAAAAUCGCCAGCCAGUCAUACUUCACCAGCCGGCUCAAGGAAAUCAGAUGAUCACAGAAGCGAGAAGACUGCUGUGAAGUCCCCAGUGCCCUCUGUUUUAAUUUGUGUGACUCCGGCACCUAAGGACGAUGAACAGAUUCUCUCUGUAGAAAAUGAUGAGAACGAAGGAAAUAACUAG
Messenger RNA from Gekko japonicus, 2349 nucleotides. RefSeq names its product cyclic nucleotide gated channel beta 1 (gene CNGB1). The record is from RefSeq and is a predicted model, not a curated record. The coding region runs from base 1 to 2349 and encodes 782 amino acids. Gene Ontology annotation, cellular component: photoreceptor outer segment; plasma membrane; intracellular cyclic nucleotide activated cation channel complex. Gene Ontology annotation, biological process: monoatomic cation transmembrane transport; retina homeostasis. The transcript has 17 exons. Lineage: Eukaryota; Metazoa; Chordata; Lepidosauria; Squamata; Gekkonidae. Gene Ontology annotation, molecular function: cGMP binding; intracellularly cGMP-activated cation channel activity; protein-containing complex binding.